AUGGCAUCAUAUCUCAAUGGUGGAGCUACGGCAAAUGGAGCAUCUGCUGAAAUACAACUGGUUACGAUAUCUGCCGCAGGUCUUUUGAAAGGUGAAAAGCAGACCCAAAAUGACCUCUUCGACGCCUGUAAAUCCCUCGGGUUCUUCUACCUGGAUUGCCGUGAUCACCCGUCCAAAUCUACCACAAGUCUGGUAGACAGAAUCUCAGCCAUGGCACUUGAUUUCUAUGAUCUUCCUCUACCUUCAAAAGAAUAUUGGGCUGAACUGUCUUUCGAUGAGGUCAAAAGUCGACCAUUUACGUAUAAACCAGCUGGUAAGCAGGAAGGUUCUGUGAAGGGCAAAAAGGAUGGAUGGGAAGGGUUGAUAAUUAUGGAGACCCCGGUGGCUCAGCUUUCUCCAAGCUCACCCAUGCCAGUACCAAAAGUCCUUCAAGAUUCCGUGGGUCUUAUUCUGGAGACACAGGGACAUCUCGGCGAGCUCAGUCGGGCAAUUGUCGAGACCUUGUCUCGUUCACUCGGGAUGACCGACAAUGAGAGCCUAACUCGUUAUCAUCCUAUGGAUAUAUCUGCUCCAACUGAUCUCGAGAUCUUGAAGUAUCUUCCAUACACUCCUGGGUCUGAAAAAGUUGGGCACAUUCCUCAUACAGACCUGGGAAGCAUUUCUAUGGUUUUUGCCGAGGUUGGUGGCUUGCAGGUCUUUCACCCCAUCAAAGAGGAGUGGAUGUUUGUCCCACCAAAGCCGGGUCAUGCAGUAUGCAAUAUUGGAGAUUCUAUGGAGUUCUUUUCAGGGAAUGUGCUGCGAUCAUCAUUGCAUCGGGUUAUCCCAUACAAACAAGAUUCGGGGGAAAUCAGACUAUCCGUCAUCCACUUCUUGCGUCCGAGUGAGGUCGCAGAAUUUGUCGGUGCGGAUGGACGUCAAUGGAAAGUCGCUGACUGGAAUACGAUGAAGCACAAACAGUUCUAUGAGCGUCAACAUCGUCUGGAUGUUGUGACUCGUCGGGAAGGACAGAACGACUUUUGGCAAGGAUAA
Messenger RNA from Penicillium longicatenatum, 1029 nucleotides. RefSeq lists its product as uncharacterized. The transcript is spliced from 3 exons. Gene Ontology annotation, molecular function: dioxygenase activity. The record is from RefSeq and is a predicted model, not a curated record. NCBI's taxonomy places the organism in Eukaryota, Fungi, Ascomycota, Eurotiomycetes, Eurotiales, Aspergillaceae. The coding region runs from base 1 to 1029 and encodes 342 amino acids.